CAUUAUGUCACCACAGCGACUGUGUGCUCCGUUUUGGUGGUAACCCGAUGUGCCUUGUGAGAGGCGAAUCCUGCCCUCCUGACGGCCGUCUAGACUCGCUGUAUAUCACCGCUUCAUGUGCUCCUACAUUGCUGCUUCGGCUUCGCCACGUCCAUACCAUUCUCUUCAGUCAUUCCUUCGCUCUGACCGCUCUACGUUCCUUCCCUCAGACAUUGUUAGAUUCCUAUUCUUUUCAGCUACGAGCAUUCCCUCCUAAUGGAACUACAUCAUCGUUCAUGCGUCCUUCCCUCUAAUGCGCCAGCCUUACCAAACACUGAUACAUACAUACCAAGCCGAGUAUUGCAAGAGCGAUCGGCAAACAGGCGGCACGGAUUCAGCGAAGAUGCUUCCUCGUGCAAACGCUCACCCACUCCCAUCUAUGCCGGUCGGUUAGGUGGCUACUUUACAGGCAAUCUGGCUUCUCAUUUCAAUGGCGACAAAUCAGAAGCCCAGAUCGAUCUUGAAACGAAGAGACUCAUGAAGCUGUUGAAGGCUUGCGACAAGUACCAGAAGUACCGUGAUCGCCAACCCUCGGAUACAGCAUCGGCCAAGGACAACAAGGAGCAGCGGUGGCCAGACCAUCUCGAAGAAGCGUUUUUCAGAGGUAUGCUCUCGCGGCACAGUUACCGCGCUCAAACUGAUGUGCUCAGCUCUCGUUCGAUGGCCACCCAUGGGCCGCCGAAAGCAAAUGUUGGAUGGCCAGCUGCGUGGCCGGAAUGAGUUGGUAGCAGACUCUAUCCACAGGGACACAGGCGAACCCCGCACACGGAAGCAAGUCUCAAGUCACAUCCAGGUGCUGAAGCC
Molecule: messenger RNA, 843 nt
Organism: Paraphaeosphaeria sporulosa
Lineage: Eukaryota; Fungi; Ascomycota; Dothideomycetes; Pleosporales; Didymosphaeriaceae
Exons: 1
Coding region: 256-759 (167 amino acids)
Source: RefSeq, a predicted model, not a curated record